This is a messenger RNA of Ilyonectria robusta, 903 nucleotides long. Its product is annotated as GPN-loop GTPase. The record is from RefSeq and is a predicted model, not a curated record. NCBI's taxonomy places the organism in Eukaryota, Fungi, Ascomycota, Sordariomycetes, Hypocreales, Nectriaceae. The transcript has 2 exons. The coding region runs from base 1 to 903 and encodes 300 amino acids. Gene Ontology annotation, molecular function: GTPase activity.
AUGAGCAAGUUCGGUGCCAUGGUCAUGGGCCCCGCCGGGGCCGGCAAGUCAACCUUCUGUGCCGCCCUCAUUACCCACCUGCAGCUCAACCGCCGCUCGGCCUUCUACGUCAACCUCGAUCCCGCCGCCGAGACCUUCGAACACACGCCCGACCUCGACAUCAAGGAACUCAUCUCCCUCAAGGAUGCCAUGGAAGAGGUGGGCCUCGGGCCCAAUGGCGGUCUCAUCUACUGCUUCGAGUUCCUCAUGGAGAACCUCGACUGGCUGACAGAGGCCCUCGACACCUUGACUGAGGAGUACCUCAUCAUCUUCGAUAUGCCUGGCCAGAUCGAACUCUACACCCACGUCCCCAUCCUUCCCGCCCUCAUGAAGUUCCUCUCUCAGCCCGGUUCCCUCGAUAUCCGCAUGGCCGCCAUCUACCUCCUCGAGGCCACUUUUGUCGUUGACCGCGCCAAGUUCUUCUCCGGAACACUUAGUGCCAUGAGUGCUAUGCUCAUGCUCGAAGUCCCCCACAUUAACGUCCUGUCAAAAAUGGACCUUGUCAAAGACCAGGUGAAGAAGAAAGACAUGAAGCGCUUCCUCACACCUGGCGUGGACCUCCUCGACGACGACCCAAUCGAACGCGCGAGGCGGGUAACUGAAGGGCCCGACGCCGAAGACGACGAGUCCAGGCCAGCGGAUGAGAAGGAACAAGUCAUGAGGGGCGCCAGCUUCCGGCGACUGAACCGCGCCGUGGCGGGGCUGAUUGAGAGCUUCAGCAUGAUAAACUACCUGAAGCUGGAUGUGACGAACGAGGACAGCGUUGCCUCCAUCCUGAGCUACGUUGAUGACUGUAUCCAGUUCCACGAGGCCCAGGACCCCAAGGAGCCGAACGACGAAGAGGAGUACGAGGAUCAGGAGUGA